AUCUAUGGUUUGAAAUAUUUCAAGAAUUUGACGUUUUUCAAUAAUUUCCUGGAAAUUAUUGGUUAAGAUUUCGGUUUUAUAUUUAUUAUUUUUAAAUUUAACAUUUGACUCUCAAGAAAUAAAUUUCAACUCAGAUAUAUAAUGGGUAAAAACGGUGUUGUUGCGUUACUUAAAGACUUUUAUUAUGAUCCUUUUAAAUGGUCAGUUGUGAAGAGCGUGGGGUUUUUCACAGUCGGCAUAGUGAUCGCUAGCGAGUGCACCGGCUUGGAAGUGAUGCCCGCAGUGCCGCAAUAAAAAAAACCUUUCGUGAACUUUUAUUUUUUAAGAACAAAUAAAAUGCUAACUUAUUUUCUAUUUACGUUUAUGCUCGCAAGCGUAGCUUGUGAAAAUGAAAAGAAACCAAACUUCGUCGUAAUUUUAACAGACGAUCAAGACGUAGUGCUCGGUGGUAUGAACCCUAUGAAGAAUGUGCAACGUUUCAUCGGUGAUAAAGGCGUCACUUUUACGAAUGCUUACACAACGUCACCAAUUUGCUGCCCAAGUCGCGCAAGUUUCCUCACGGGGCUAUACGUUCACAACCACUUGACAGUGAACAACAGCCUCAGCGGUGGGUGUUACGGACGUUCCUGGAAAUACUUGGAGACGCAGACGUUUGCCGCCACGCUGUCCGGAGCCGGGUAUAAUACUUUCUACGCUGGAAAGUAUCUAAACGAGUAUGGUGUAAAAGCAGCUGGUGGUCCUGAGCAAGUUCCUCCCGGCUGGAAGGAAUGGCACGGUCUAGUCGGCAACUCUGUUUAUUACAACUUCACGUUGUCCAAUAACGGCGUCCCAACGUACUCCGCCGAUCUCUACCUCACUGAUAUCAUAAGAGACCUUAGCCUCGGCUACAUAGAAAAUCAAACAGAAUCGCAACCGUUCCUAAUGGUACUCGCCCCUCCAGCUCCCCACCAGCCGUUUGAACCCGCGCCCCGACAUAAGGGCGUCUUCAGCAACGUGACCGCUGUCAGACAUCCGAACUUUAAUGUAGCUGAUAACGAUAAACAUUGGCUCAUUUCAAUGCCGCCUUCCCCUUUGCCAGAUGAAAUGAUGCCAGAACUAGAUCGUGUUUAUCGAUCGCGUUGGGAAUCUUUGCUCGCCGUCGAUGAAAUGGUGGCGGAUGUCGUCGAAGCUUUGGACACCAACUCUCUCCUAGAUAACACAUACAUUAUCUUUACUUCGGAUAACGGAUAUCAUAUAGGUCAGUUUUCCCAAGUAUAUGAUAAAAGACAACCCUACGAGACGGAUAUAAAAGUGCCGUUAAUAAUAAAGGGGCCGGGUAUCCAAGAAAACGUCAAAAACGACCAACCGAUCGUUAACAUUGAUUUGGCGCCAACUAUAAUCAGUUUGGCGGGCUUGAAACCGCCUAAAACAAUGGAUGGCAAAGCUAUAGAUUUCAAUAAUAAUAUAACAAAGGAGGAAAGAACUUUCCUUGUGGAAUACUAUGGCGAAGCGAGAGAUGGGACAGUAGAUCCGAAAUGUCUAUGGAAUUACGAUGACGAAAAUCUUGCUCAAUGCUACCCAGAUUAUGCUUGCAAAUGUCAAGACUCCAGGAACAACACUUAUGGAUGUAUAAGGCGCAUUGCGAAAAGAAUCAAUAUGAAGUACUGUAUGUUCGCUGAUGAUGAGAAUUUCAUAGAAAUGUACGAUUUGGCAAAAGAUCCAUAUGAAUUGAACAACAUCGCGAACGAUGUUUUGCCUUCGAUUAAACAUUGGUACCAACUAACACUGGCCCGAUUGUUGGCUUGCAGGGGAAAUGUCAAUUGUGACAAUCCAUUUGAAACUCCUAAUGUGAUUAUAUCGUAAAAUAUGUUCAACACCUGAGAAUUGUUUCACUAUACAAUAACGAAAAUUACUAACAAUACAAUUUAAGAAAAUAUUACUGUUAUUGAAUAGAUAUUAAUUUGUUGUUCACAUUAACAAAAUGUUGCAAGCGAAAAUAUUGUAGAAUAAACUAUGCAUCAAAAAUAUUUUUCUUUUAUUUUACUCAUAAUUUCUAUUGGAUUGUAAAAGUUGGGUUGUCAACGAUUUUUUUUUUAUAGAAGUAUAAAAAAAUCUUCGACAUUUAGAUGGUUAGCUUAAUUUUAAUUCGAGAAUUUGAUUCCGGAUCUCUAAGUAAUACUUCUCAGUCUGGAUAAGUACCACCCUGUGCCGAUAAAUAGCUGUGUUUGCACAGCUGUUCGAAAAUAUUGUAGAAUAAACUAUGCAUC
This is a messenger RNA of Parnassius mnemosyne (clouded apollo), 2246 nucleotides long. Lineage: Eukaryota; Metazoa; Arthropoda; Insecta; Lepidoptera; Papilionidae. The record is from the annotation of a GenBank genome assembly.